Molecule: messenger RNA, 3371 nt
Organism: Penaeus monodon (black tiger shrimp)
Lineage: Eukaryota; Metazoa; Arthropoda; Malacostraca; Decapoda; Penaeidae
Gene: Ctl2
Product: choline transporter-like protein 2
Exons: 14
Coding region: 16-2316 (766 amino acids)
Biological process (GO): transmembrane transport
Cellular component (GO): membrane
Molecular function (GO): transmembrane transporter activity
Source: RefSeq, a predicted model, not a curated record
CGAGAGAACUGAAGAAUGAAAGGGACAAAGGGCCGCCACGCUAACCCAACACGAUCGGAACACGUUUUUGUGCAGGAGCCGCUCGUUCGGCCGACAGACGGGGCGGGUUGUGGGUCGCAUGUCGUCUCGGAAGGCGAGGCGCUCAAGUAUGACCCCGAAUUCCGAGGUCCUAUCAAGGGCCGCUCCUGCACCGACAUCCUGUGCCUGCUGCUGUUCCUGGUGUUCCUGGUCGGGUGGGGCGUCGUCGCCGGCUUCGCUGCCACCAGCGGAGACCCCUCGCGCCUGCUCUACCCGACGGACAGCUUCGGGCGGGUGUGCGGCAAGGACCCCGGGCUCGAGGACAAGAAGUUCCUCUUCUUCUUCGACCUGACCAAGUGCGCCAGCCCUAAGGUCAUUGCCACCGGCUGCCCCACGCCUCAGGUGUGCGUGGAAAAAUGUCCUAGCAAGAAUUGGUUUUACACGUCAGCAACAGCAGACAAGAAAGACCUCAUUUGCAAGGACACGGUGAAUGUAACCCAAAUGGAUGCUGACAAACUGGUUAAUGAGGGCCACUGUGCCAGGUACUAUGUGGAGAGCGAUGACCUUGCUCGCCGGUGCAUACCAAAGAACAUAUCGGCAGUUGCAGAACAAAUUUUCGACAGCUUUGCAGAAACAACACACUUAAACAAAUUAGAGAAAGUCGAGUAUCUUGCAAAUGCCAUGAAAUAUGUAAUGAGAUUUGGUCAUCUGCAGGAGGUAUACAUGGCUGGUCGAUGCAUCCCAAAAGUGCCAGACGGGGUUAUCGAUAUGGAAGGCGUCCCGAUAUUGGACGAUGAGAACGAACCGGUGACAGGCGAGCUUUUAGCGAAGGCGUCAAAGUUUCUAGCCAGGUUUUACCAAGCAUCAGAGGUGGCAGACGGGGUGUUCCAAGACAUCAAGACGACGUGGUGGAUCCUGCUGGCUGGCUUUGGCGUGGCGAUGGUGGUGUCGUUCAUCUGGAUCCUUCUGCUGCGUUUCAUCUCGGCUGUCAUGAUCUGGUUCUCACUCGUUGCCUUCAUUGGCCUCUCUGGCUUUGGUGCAUACUACACACUCAACAAGUACCUGACCUUGCGCAACAUUGACAACUCGACCAUGACGAAGGCGGAAUUUGAGUUCACCACAGAGUUGAGCAAAUACGCAGAAUUGGAGACCACGUGGCUCAUUCUGUUCAUCAUCACAGUCACGAUAUUCCUGGUGUGUUUGUUGGUGCUGAUCUUCCUGCGCAAACGGAUCAACAUUGCCAUUGCUCUCAUUGGACAAGCCAGCAAGUGCGUCGGAGACAUAAUGUCACCUCUUCUUCCUGUUGUGCCAUCAUCCUGCACUUUCUCUGGCUUCUUCUGGUGUGGCCUUCUGUCCUCGCGGGAAGCGAUCAGUCAUGUGCCCUGCCAAGUUUGCUUGCUGCAGUGUACAGAAAAUGCCACAUGCAAUUUUGAAACCUUUGAUAAUUCUUCUUGCCCUGGAGCGAUGUGCCAGUUCUAUGACUAUUAUGUUGAUCCUAACAUACCUCGCCUUCACAUCUACAAUGUGUUUGGGCUGUUUUGGUCGAUGUUCUUUAUUUCUGCCUUUGGAGAAAUGGUGUUGGCUGGAGCCUUUGCCUCGUGGUACUGGGCUUUUGACAAAUCAAAGGACGUGCCUUCAUUGCCAGUAACUUACAGCUUCGGAAGGACUCUGAGGUACCACAUUGGAACUCUUGCCUUCGGUUCACUAAUCAUUGCCAUUGUCAGAAUGAUAAGAGUUAUUUUGGAGUACAUUGACUACAAAGUAAAGCAGCAAACAGACAGUAAGAUUGUGCGCUGCCUUCUCUGUUGCUGCCGAUGCUGUCUCUGGUGCCUGGAGAAGUUCCUCAAGUUCAUCAAUAGGAAUGCCUAUGUAUAUUGUGCCAUAUAUGGAAAGAAUUUCUGCGUCUCAGCAAAGAAUGCUUUCUCUCUUAUUAUGAGAAAUAUUGCAAGAGUUGUUGUACUGGACAAGGUAACAGACUUCUUACUCUUCAUUGGCAAGAUGGUGGUUGUUGGCGGAGUUGCUGUAGCCUCUUUCUUCAUAUUCAGCGGUGAAGUAGCUUUCUUCAAGGAUCACAUUCCAACGAUGAAUUACUACCUCACUCCUGUCAUCAUCAUCACUAUCGGCACUUUCUUCAUUGCCUCGGCCUUCUUCUCUGUCUAUUCUAUGGCUGUGGAUACCUUAUUCCUCUCCUUCCUGGAGGACUGUGAGAGAAACGAUGGAUCAGCUGAAAAACCUUAUUUCAUGAGCAAAGAUCUGAUGAAGAUCUUGGAAAAGAAGAACAAAUUUAAGGAGGAAUGAUUUUUUUUUUUCUCUCGCUUAUUUUUAAAAAUCUAAUGAUAUAGUUUUGAUUUCUUGACUCUGAUUUAAAAAUGUAUAUGUGUAUGGGGAUUUUUCUCAUAAACAAAUGUUUUGGAAGACUAAAUGUGACUAGUCAUAAUAGAAGUGUGUGAUUGGAAGAAGCAAGAAAGGUAUGAAGAUGUGCAUCUCAUUCCUAAAACUUGAUUGAUGUUUAAAAAAAAAAAUCUCUUAUUUUCUUUAGUUAUAUUUACCUCUCUCUGGAUAGCAGGUGUUUACUAUGAUUUAUAAUGUUGAAAGAGAGAUGCUCAGUUAAUUUUAUGAUCGGAGUUCACGAUUUAGGGAAAGGAAACACAUCUGAUGACAGGUUCGGUGAAAGAACCGGAAUUUUAUCUUUAAAUGUGAAUUACUUGAUUACAUAGACUUCGUCUUGUAUAGUGAUUUAAGACGCAAGAGGCCAAUUUCAGAAUAAUUUUACAAUGUGAUGACAUGUACUGUCAUACUGAGCCAUUAUUGUGCGGCAGUUUUUGUUAUUGUAUUUUUAGAAGUAUACACAGUUGUAUAUGUUUUCUUAUUUUUUGUAAUAAAAUCUUGAAUAUAUUCCUAUCGAAGAUCUGUUUUUAUAUUCUUUUUUUUAUUAUAUGCUUCUUAAUUAUACCUAUCUGCCAUAGCAACAGUUAAGAAUAACAAAUAUUUACAACUUACAUGUAUCAUACUGACAUCUCAAAUGAACAUCAACAUCUUUUGAUUUUUAAGAUUUAUUUCAGAAAGUGUUUAUUUGUGAUCAUGCACAACAAAACUUGGUUUUCUGGGAACAUUACAUUCACGUUGCUAUGUUUCAGAUACAUUUCAUGUAUCUAUUAAUGAUACAGUUACAUAACUAUGAAUUUUACAUGAUGUCACAGUUGUUAAACGGCUACCAGUCUACUUCCACCUUAAUGCAUGUGUGUAACAAUUUCUCACAUGAUUUACUUCCAAGUAGCUUCAGUAGCAAGAAACAGCUAGUCAUUUGGUCUAUGUUUGUAUUGUGGUUAUUGAUAAACAUCUUUCAUAACACA